GCGGGCGCUGAGCGGCUCUGCCCGGCCCGCAGCCCCCGCUGCCCGCCCCGCCCCGGCGGGGGAGCCGCGGGAGGGUGGCCCGGCCGUGGGUGGCCGCACCGGGCCGUGGCUUCGUGGAGGGCCCGGCCGGAGCCCUGCGAGUCGGAAAUCUGUAGCGAUCGGCUCGCGGUUGCCAAAUCUGACGCCCCCAGCCGGGACCCGAGGGCGGUGAUGGCAAGGAAGGAUGCUGCCAGAAGUGCCCCCGCUACUGAGGCUGGAGGAGAUGUCAUUGCCCAGGCAGCUGGCGGGGACACAAGCCCUGGUACCUCAGGCAGGGAUCCGGCAGCUUUGGCCACUUUCUAGGGAGAAGAGAAUGAGCUGGUGUGCCAGGGUGAUGCCAGGGCAGCGUGUGCUCUGUUAGGGAUCCCACCAGGUAAGGACUCUAAGCUGAGCAGUCCUCUGUGAAAGGAAGCCAGCAGUCUUGUUCCAGGGCUUGCGCAUUUCCCAUGUGUGACCUGCCCUAGCCUUGGGAAAGAUUAUGCUUCCCAGAACAAAUGGAGGACCUGUGAGUUUGAGAUCUUCUUUCUAAGGACUUCCUUCAGUGGAUAGAGACAGAGCCUGUAUUUCACUCAGCUGUGCUUGUGACACUUAGGCUGUGUAAACCCUGACCCUCUCCACAGAGAUGUUGCUUGGUGUGGUGCAUCCUCGAGGAGAAACGCCUUUGGCUUCUUUCUCCUCACGGCCCUCGGUGGAAUAGAUUACAAGAAGGUCUGCAAAAGGAAGGGGUUACUCACUUCAGUGAUGGUCUCCUGAAAGCCAAAACCACUGGAGCUUAUAUUGAGUUUGAGGUACCUCCAAACUCAUUCUGAGUGGAGAUUCAGAGGAGCAGAGCUGGUUCCUUGAGAUUUCCCACUCUGCUUUUGUCAACAAGUGCUGGAUCCAAAUGGCUUGACACAAUUUUACUUACAGGUAUAUUCAGCGUUUAGAAAAGGAACAACACUUUAGCCAAAGUCCCCAUAAAUCACACUGAUUUCCUGAGGCAAGGGGAGGCUCUUAAUAUGAAUAUUUAUCCUGUGUGUUUCAUAGCAUCAUUGCAGAAGUAGAUGUCAACCAUGUGCAAUCCCCAAUACAAAGAGGAUGCUAGACCACCAGUUCCCUUGCAGGAUAAGGCUUUCCUGCAUUUGGAGAGCAUGCCUUGUGUAUCUGUAUGUGUAUAUUCACAUGCAUACUUCCAAAGAAGAUUCUUCUCUUAAUGCUUUUGAACAGAAGCAUCUACAUUUAAUGAAGAAAAGACAACAUUCUCCCAUGACAUUCCUUGAGUGACACAACAAGCACCAUCACAAUAGUGAGCAAAUAGUUUUUGCAGGACAGAACAGCAUCUUUUCAGUACAUUCACUUCCAAGAGGAUACCAUCUUUUUCUUUGAAUCCUGAGCAGUAGCAUUUCACAUGACUCUGUUUCCCCAUGCACUUGGAAGAGGUGGCUUUUCCUCUGUCUUUCCCACACUAUUGACCUGUGUCAGUUUGGCGAUUGAGGCACAUUUGCAUUGUUCAGGGCCUCCAGCAGCCUUGUGGCAGCCUCCUGCAACUCUUCUUCCUUCACUGCCUUCCCAAGAGACAACAACAACUUCAUUGUCUGCAGGGAGCUUUGCACCUGGCUGUCUAGCAGCCUGAGGAGGAGAUCCUCGAUGUCACUGUGUGGCAGCUGCUGGCCACCGGCUGUCGCCUCUGUGGCUUGUGGGCCAGUAGGUAAGAAGGUGGGGGUCACAGGUACUUCCGUGUCAGGGCUGGAGCCAGCUGGAUGGGUACUUGUGGGAGAUGUGGGGUAAGGUGGCUGGGGACCGAAGUUUCUGGAUGACAUGGCAUCACUGCUCGUGGUAAUGUCAUUGGUGCCUGCUGUGUUGCGCAGCUUGGCGCUGCUCUCUCCUGGGCAUGCAAUCCUCUGUGGAGGAGAAAACAUACCUCUGUAGAGGCUUCAGGAGCAGGCACCUAGGCACUCCCCUGUUCUGUGAGUUUAGCUCUCACUGCACAAUCCCAUCUUUCCCACUCCCUACAAAGAUGAGCCCAAGAAAGCAAAGAAACCUUCAUAUCCUUUCUUUGUCGAGUCUCCCCGUAAGUCUCUCAUGGGACUCACAGCUGUCUUUACUUUCUUCUAGCCUGCAUGAAUCCCCCUCUCUCCUGGAGAACCUAGAUUGUCUCAACUUGGUUGGGAAUGAGCUGGAGAGGAGGGCUGAGGUGGUCCUCAAAGGUUCAUUUUCUUGAAGAUAACUCCUGCAAAGUCUCCUUUUUGGCAAGUGGCUUCAGGUGCCAUCUGAAGCUAAUCAGCUUGGUGUGAGUGCGCCUGGAAUGUGGGCUACCCCUGGCUCUCUCCUCUCUUCCCUGUCUUUUAGCCUCUUGUUUUCCCACUUCCUUAUUUUCAGGGCUCUCCCUUUGGCCUGUUACUUGCCCAGAGCACACAUAGUCUUCAGGGAAUAGCUAAAUAACUCACCUUAAGAAAAUACUUUUUCUUAAUACAGCGAUAAAAAGAAAAGGUGCAGAAGUUUGGGAAGAAAGUUUUUCCUGGCAUUUCGGAGCAUACGGGUCCUAGAAAGAGGCAAAUGAAGAGACAGACCUAGUGAUAAACUCCAGUGCUGGCAUCCUACCAGUCCUUAGCAAUAACCUCACUGUCGAGUGACAUCCCUCCAUGAAAACUCCUAUGCCAUUUGGGUGCCCCCCUGAACCUUGUGAGAAACUCCGUGUUUUCUUGGUCAUUUCCAUGGCCCAAGGUGUGAGAGGAAGCUUGUCCCAGGGACGUGUGUGGAUGCAAUCAGGUGUGAGAAAGGAUGUGCAUGAGCAAGUGCCUUCUCUUCACUGCAGGAUUGCUACCCAUCUCUCUCCCCCACCAGCUCCUGAGUCUGUCCUCUCCCAGUGAUCAGGUCCUGUGCUGGCUGUGCGGGACCCCCAUCCAGCUGCCUGCCCUUGGGAAUCACACUUGGCUUUACCUUGAGGGAUGACUCCGUGGUUUUCGUACUUGUCCAGUGUCUGGACCAGUGAGUUCUGGCAGCCAUACAGCUCACGAAGAUGGCAGGCAGUGCUGGCUUGGAGAGUGAUCCGGAGGAACUUGAAGAACUGGCGGUACUCCUGGUCGGAGAGUGGCGUUCCUGGCUGCUGUGCCUUCGUCUCCCGAGGGCCAACUAUGCAGCCCCAACCCAAGAGCACUGGUAAAAAAUAAAGUGCAGGGAGUCAGAGGGAGAAGGAAACCCUAACCACGCCACAGUCAAAAGAGCUGGAGGGCUGAAUCCAGAUCUCCGUUGCCUUUUCUGGGUGCAUUUCCCAGCAUGUGGGAAAUGCAGUAACAGACUCGAGAUGGCGGAUCCAGACCUGGGAAAAACCUGCCCCACCCGUGUUGAGAGGAUGUAGUAUUUUGGGGACAGUACUUGGCUGAGGGGCCUUCACCAUAGCUCUGGAGAUUCAAAUCUUGAACUGGGAGAAAUGUCUUGGAAGUCAUGGCUGGGAAUAUUGCUAUGCUCUUGGGGCUGGAGCAAGGAGACUGUUUCAUUUCAAGAUUUUUAGCCUCUGCAAAUGUUCUUCCUCUGGCUAAGUAGGUCUUUAACCAAGGUCCUCUCUCAGAUCUCCUUCUCCUGCCUCCCCUGUUGCUUCACUGGGUCAGCUCUUUCCUCCUGGCCUUGCAGGUCAAGUCUAGAUCUCUGUGCUUGUCUGAUUUAAUGUACCCAGGUGUCCCUGUCUCCAGUCUCUACCUCUGCUCCAGUCUGUGCCUACACAUCCAGCUCUGACUCCUCCCUGGCUCCUGGGUCACUCUGUGGCCCUUCCUGAAGAAUAAGAUACCAGCACAAGUGGGUGAAAACUGGCAAAAUUUCAGGCCAUGAAAAAAGCCUUGGGAUCUUUGCACCUGAGGUGUUGGAGGGUGCUCCUGUCCCUUCCUUUUGCCUCCAGACUGCCCAAGCUGAGGAGCGAUGGGGAGGGGUGCAGAGCAGCCACUUCAGCUGCCCUUUCUCACAACCAGGCUUGGAGGAGAGAUGUUUGCUACUCACCAGACAAAACCAGGUAAGCCCUCAUAGCCGAUAUUGAACUGUGAGCAGGGCCUGUGACAGGCAGGGCCGACAGUCGGGGCCCAGUGUGCUGCCAGAGGUGUCACCUCCACUCUUUCACUGGUGAUGUCAUAGACACCUGCAUUCCCAACACUCCAUCCUCUGCUGCUCACGCCUCCUCCCAGCUAUGCCUCCCUGCUGCCUCCCCCCCCGCUGCCCCCUAACAGGCUGAGUGUGGACAUAUUGGUAUUUGUGCACAAACUCCUGCUCACUGACAGCUCUUUAAAGUCCAUCUGGAAGGAGGCCAUUUUUCUGGAGCACAGGACAAAAAAUUCUGCCUUUGGACUGCUCGUGUCAAUAAAUGUAUGAGCAGAUCAAAAUCUUGUCUCUCACCCAGACUUUUGCAUGCCUGGCUGAUCCACUGAGAGCGACUGAGCAAAGUACUCCUUCAGUGAAGGCAAUAAACGGAGUUCCAGACAGAGGCAAAAAGCAGCCUAAUUGUGAAGGUGGCAUUUUUCCUCCACCUGCAGAACAGAACUGCAUUACAUUAUGUUCUCCUUUAGUUCACUGGGAAGAAAGACGAUGGAGAGAACACGGUUUGAAGAAUCAAUAUUUUUCUUACACAAAACUCAUCAGGAGGCAUUUUUGGUCUGGGAGUGCAGCAGGAGGAACAUCCAGACACUUGUGAGAAGGCAGCAAGCUGGCAGGCAGCUCUCAGUGUGUGUGGUUGACCUGUCUGUGCUACAUGAGGUGGCCCUGGUUAUUGGACCCGAACAUCGGUGUCACAGUGUGCAUGACAGGACAGACAGUGACCCUGACUCAUGUUUCUGGGUGUCAUUUUCCUAUGGUCUAGGUUGCUUCCAGCUCCUAAACACUUACCCUCCUGAAAUCUCAUUCUACAGCACUGCUGCUAUGAUGGGUAUUUAUUAUGUCUGUUUUCUUUCCUCUGAUCAGGACCUGCAGUCCCCAGCUUGGCUUUAACCUUUCAGAUGGAGUGAAGAGAAACAGCUUUUUGGCCAGAAGCAACUAAAUACCCAGACAGUAGAGAGACUGCUCACAAGCAGGUGACAGGACCGUGGGUGACAUGCAGAACGGCAGCCAUCAUCAGGAAAGUCCUGUGAGAGCUGAACCGCAUCUGUGUUCCCCCAGGAAGCUCACAGGAGAUACCUUGCAGGACACCGAUCAAAGACAAGACUGCAAGCAGGAGCUGGAGACAGAAAGUGAGAUGGAGACGUCUUUUGCAAAGAGACAGGGAAUGGUAACUCCCUAUGGGAUGGAAAUCUGGGAGUGCGAGGACAGCGGUAGAGGCCACAUCAGCAAGGUUAUCCUUGCUGGGGACAAGCCCGACCCACCCAUGUGUGGGAAUGGUGCCAUUUGGAUUCAGCAGGUGGAAGAGAAAACCUAUGAGUGUCCCGAAUGUGGGAAGAGCUUCAGCCGGAGUUCUUACCUGAGCCAACACCAGAGGAUCCACCUGGCAGAGAAACCCUUCAGCUGCUCUGAAUGUGGGAAGAGUUUCACCCGCAACUCGGACCUGAUCAAACAUCAGCGGAUCCACACUGGUGAGAAGCCUUACCAGUGCAACGAGUGCAAGAAGACCUUCAGCCAGAGGUCCAACGUGAUCAGGCACCAGCGGACCCACACGGGAGAGAGACACUACCUGUGCAACGAGUGCGGGAAGAGCUUCAGCCAGAACUCGCAUCUCAUUGUCCACCAGCGCAGCCACAAGGGUGAGAAACCCUUUAAUUGCCUUCGGUGUGAGAAAAGCUUCAGUGACCGUUCCUCCCUGAUCAUACACCGGAGAGUCCACACUGGAGAGAAGCCUCACAAAUGCCAAGAGUGCGGGAAGUGUUUCCGGGACAGCUCGGCCAUCAUUCGGCAUCAGAGGAUUCACACGGGAGAGAAACCAUACGAGUGCACCGAGUGUGGGAAAACCUUCCGGCAGAGCUCCUCGCUGGUGACCCACACACGGACACACACGGGCGAGAAGCCCUACAAGUGCCCUGUGUGUGGGAAGGGCUUCAGCCAGAGCUCGGCGCUCACCACUCACCGCCGGAUCCACGGUGGAAAGGCCCUGCCCAUGUACCACGGCGGCCUCCUGCCUAACCCCUACCAGUGCACCGAGUGCGGCCGGAGGUGCAGCAACCACUCCACCCUGGCCAAGCACCAGAGCACACACGCCGAGGAGCGGCCCUUCAUCUGCGUGGAGUGCGGGGACAGCUUCCGGCGGAGCUCGGCUCUCAACGUCCACCUGCGGAUCCACCGUGGGGAGAGACCCUACAAGUGCGAGGAGUGCGGAAAAACGUUCAGGCACAGCUCGGCCCGCUGUGCCCACCUGAGGAUCCACGCGGGAACCAAGCCCUACGAGUGCGUCGAGUGUGGGAAAAGCUUCCGGAAAAGCUCAACACUUAAAGUGCAUUUGAAAAUCCAUGUGGCCAAGAAACCCUAUAAAAGUGUGGUGGGUAGAAGAGUGCUCACUUUCCGCUCACUUCUGCCAUAAGCUUGGAAUGGCUGUUCAAAGCAGGAAACUAGUGUUGGGGCUACCUUAAAAAGGUGGGUAAUGAGAACCACCGUGUGAAGAGACUGACUGGAGACAGGGUAUCUCUGGUGUUAGGGCUGGGUGCUAAACCCCAGUGGCACAAGAACUAUUAGGAAGUCUGGAAACAGAGAGUUAGUCCUAAGAGCUGAGUGCUGGUGGUUUAGGAAGAGUGCCAGGAAUGUGAGGAAUGAGCACCAGCUUCAGGGUAAAUCAGGGACUGAGAAUAUGUGGUAGAAUAACAGCUGGGAGAAUUGGGCUUGUAAAAUACAACAGAAGUGAAGAUCGUAAUAAAAUGUUUCAGGUUGGUUCUGGCUCAAAACUUUAGCUUGUUAGACACUGUAGUAGUCUUAGGAAGUGAACUCUCUUAUUUUUCAUGAAUAUAGUCAGUUUACCCAGUGUUUGACAAGGCAUUUUCAAAUCUUUUGAGUCUGAAACUUUGGAGCUGAACUUCAGUCUAUUUUGUCUUUUCCAAAUCUUACAUGGGACAGUGAGUUCCUACCUCAUGAUAGGUGAGUAUGUACCCAGAAAACAUGGAUGUGGAAGUGUUUCCAGUUGAAAAGCAACCUAUUAAUAGUCUGUGACAGCUUCUCCCAGAUUUCUUCUUGCUGAUUUGAAACUCCUUCCACUUGAGACAUCAAUGAAACAUGGACAAAAAUGUGGCCUUUUUUUAUUUAACCAAAAAACAGGAUUUUUCCCCUAGAUGUCCUACUCUCAAAUGUUACGUGAUGAGUUCUUACUGCUGGUCCGGAGACUGACUGCACUUCUGUAGUCGUUUUUACACUACUCUUCUUUAGCUCACCGUUGUUUGAAAAGUAUUAACAUAUAAAGUUCAGCAUCGAACAGGUAGGAACGACUAUAUUUGCAUUUAUUACUAUGCCGACGACUGCGUAUUACAUAAACCUGUAUUGCAACGUUUUGUUACUACGUGUUUCCAUCCUGAAUAAAACCUUUCAUUCUCUCCUG
Messenger RNA from Pipra filicauda (Wire-tailed manakin), 7504 nucleotides. RefSeq names its product zinc finger protein 501-like. Lineage: Eukaryota; Metazoa; Chordata; Aves; Passeriformes; Pipridae. The transcript has 2 exons. Gene Ontology annotation, cellular component: nucleus. Gene Ontology annotation, biological process: regulation of transcription by RNA polymerase II. The record is from RefSeq and is a predicted model, not a curated record. The coding region runs from base 5090 to 6502 and encodes 470 amino acids. Gene Ontology annotation, molecular function: DNA-binding transcription factor activity, RNA polymerase II-specific; RNA polymerase II cis-regulatory region sequence-specific DNA binding.